AUGACGAUCCUCAAAUUCUUCACUCUGCCCACCUCCGCGAAGGAGCUCCUGGUCGGGCCAGGCUCAAAAUUCUUCAUCGCCUUCAUCUCCGGAUCAGAUCCCAUCACUAAGCAAGCUUGGUGUCCCGACGUGAGAGCCGCCAUGCCAUCCAUCAACGCGGCAUUUGCGGGGGACGAUACUCCGGAACUUGCGAUCGUCGAGGUUGGACAGAAGCCCGAGUGGAAUAACCCUCAGAAUGUCUACCGCACUACUUGGGCUACCAGAAAUAUCCCUGCGCUAGUACGCUACCAGCAAGUCGAUGGGGAAGUGAUUGAGACCGGCAGACUUGUGGAGGGUGAGAUUCUCAACGAGCAGAAGCUGCAAGACUUCAUGGCAUAA
Penicillium salamii is the source of this 378-nucleotide messenger RNA. NCBI's taxonomy places the organism in Eukaryota, Fungi, Ascomycota, Eurotiomycetes, Eurotiales, Aspergillaceae. The record is from the annotation of a GenBank genome assembly.